GUAGAGAUUUUCUUGGUCAGCAUCACAGGUGCUCGUGGACCGUUGUGCGUAAUUUUCGACCACUUUUGCAUGUUCAGUUUAUGAGCGAAUUAAUUGAUUAUAUCUAAGGGGGAAACCACCAGACCAGUCCUAUAGCAAUAAUGGCUCCGCACCUCAAACGUUCGGGUGAUUGUAAUUGGGGCAUGCGUUUUAUUGUUUAUCCAUAGCAGGCUGUUGGAGUUCGGAUAAACUGAGAUGCAUAGAACGGAAAAAUGUAAAAUAAUUGGAAAUAACACCCGGCACUGCUUGAUUAUAAGGCAAUUCAUCAUCUGAAAUAUAUUUUUAUUUGUAAUUUAUGGGAGGACAUAUCACAGGUUUGAAUAACGCUACUGUCCUGAAGAAUCGAAUACCGUUUUUAGUGUAUAUACCAUGUUCAUCUGCUUGGGUUUUCUGAGACUGCUCCGGUUGUAUACUUCUGCAAAGCUCAUCAACAUCAGCAUCAUCUGCCACUUCAAACACAUCAAGCCAUAAGAGGAGGGAGCUGAGCUGCUUUUGGCAUUUCAAAAAGAGGCUGGUUAAAGAAACUGCAGUGGAAAAAAGUACCUUCAGGAUGACAGUGAGUUUCUUCUAAGUGAACUAGAUGACUCCACUGGACCUGUGCCCUGGAAACAUCACCAUUUGACCGAGGACUAUCAGAGUGACUGCUGACAUCAACGUUUUAAUUGUUGUUUUAAAAAAGAAGAACAAAUGCUUGGGCAUCUCUGGUGGCCUGCUGGGUAGCAGUGGUCUUCUUGUAGCGUAGUAGCAGCAGCUGAACCACGGUUGCCAUAGUGGAACAAUGGCACGGCCAGGCUCUGGGGUGCUGGUGGGGGUCAACGGGCUGGGGUACCCUCCUCAGAACCUGGCCCGGGUGGUGGUGUGGGAGUGGCUGAACGAACAUGGGCGCUGGCGGCCCUACAGCGCGGCAACGUGCCACCACAUAGAGAACGUACUGAAGGGGGACGUGCGGGGGACUGUGGUCCUUGGACAGGUGGAUGCCCAGCUGGCCUCUUACAUCAUUGAUCUGCAGUCCAUGCACCAGUUUAGACAGGACACAGGCACCAUGAGGCCGGUCCACAGGAACUUCUAUGAGCCGUCGUCGGCCCCGGGGAAGGGUGUGGUGUGGGAGUGGGAGAACGACAGCGGCUCCUGGACGCCCUACGACAUGGAGAUCUGUGUGACCAUCCAGAACGCCUAUGAGAAGCAGCACCCCUGGCUGGACCUGACCUCUCUGGGCUUCUGCUACCUCAUUGACUUCAACAGUAUGGUCCAGACCAACCGGCAGAGCCAGAGGAAACGCCGCCUGCGCCGACGCAUGGACCUGGCCUACCCUCUCAUCAUGGGCUCCAUCCCCAAGUCCCAGUCGUGGCCUGUGGGCGCCAGCUCCGGCCAACCCUGCUCCUGCCAGCAGUGCAUUCUAGUCAACAGCACGCGGGCCGCCUCCAACGCCAUCCUGGCCUCUCAGCGUCGUAAGCUGUACGGAGGGGCCGCAGGAGCUCCAGGGGCCACAGGCACGCUCAAUGUGGUACGGCAGAGUAACACUUUCGCCGGGACCACACUCUGGUCCCCAACCUCCGGUGCCGGGAGCAACAACAUACAGCAUAACAACAUAAGUGCAGGAAGUGGCCAAGCUAAAGUUGAACAGGUGCAGUCGCCCAUGUCUAGUUCCAACUUCCCUUGUUCCCCGGCCCUGCCGGCCCUUCCGCUUGCACAUGGCCACUCCCACACCCAUGCACACUCCCACGGCCACCAUGUCAUCAUCAACGGGCAGAACAACCUGAACCGGCCAGGAACCCAGCGCAUUUCCAUGGGCACUGCUAGAGGAGCCAUCCCACCAGGGGUCCCGGCCCUCCCUGUUAAGAACUUGACUGGCUCUGGACCAGUUCACCCAGCAAUUGCAGGUAUGACAGGUAUCCUGAUGUGUGCUGCUGGCCUGCCUGUGUGUCUGACCCGAGCCCCUAAACCCAUCCUGCACCCGCCGCCCAUAAACAAGAGUGACAUGAAGCCUGUGCCCGGGGUCAAUGGCAUCCGCCGCAAGACCAAGAAGAAGCACCUCAGGAAAGGGAAAACCCCAGAGGAUGUGGUGCGGAGAUACACGGAGAAAGUGAAGGUUGCCCCUGAUGAGGACUGCACCAUCUGCAUGGAGAGGCUGGUGACGUCAUCGGGCUACGAGGGCGUCCUGCAGCACAAGGGCAUAAAGCCAGAAAUGGUGGGCAAGCUUGGCAAGUGUGGGCACAUUUACCAUCUGCUGUGCCUGGUGGCCAUGUACAACAAUGGCAACAAGGAUGGCAGUCUGCAGUGCCCCACCUGUAAGGCUAUCUAUGGGGAGAAGACAGGCACACAGCCCCCUGGGAAGAUGGACUACCAUGUCAUCCCCCACUGCCUGCCCGGCUACCUGGAGGCCAAGACCAUCCGCAUCGUCUAUGACAUUCCUGCUGGCAUACAGGCCACAGAGCAUCCCAACCCAGGGAAGAAGUUCAGCGCUAGAGGCUUCCCACGGCACUGCUACCUCCCAGACAAUGACAAGGGCAGGAAGGUCCUGAAGCUUCUGAUCAUGGCGUGGGACCGCCGCCUCAUCUUCACCAUCGACACGUCCAGCACCACCGGCGAGUCAGACACGGUGGUGUGGAACGAGAUCCACCACAAGACAGAGUUUGGCUCCAACCUGACAGGGCACGGCUACCCAGACCCCAACUACCUGGACAACGUCCUGACAGAGCUGUCAGCCCAGGGGGUCGUGGAGGACAACCUGAAGGACUGAGGGGGGAAGAGAGGCCACUGAGGACUACCACCCAUACUCCUCUCUGACAUAGAGUGGGCCUCUGCAUGAAGAGGCAACAUGCAGCCAAGAUAACUAUAUUUUACUCCCACACCCAAAACAGACCUAAAGACCCUCAGAUUCUGUAUGUGGCCAUGAGAGCGGAGGAAAUAUAGCAAAUGACAUGAUAACAUCACGAUUGUGUUAUACUGUUAUUUGCAUUUACCUAAACAUAACUGUAAUACUUUUCUGACUACUGUCUCUUUGUCAAUGCCUUGAGCAGGUGUAUGUUUGGCAAAAUUUCAACCUGAUAGGGUAAAGGAACGUAAAGACAGGAUUUGAAUGAAAACUGAUCUCAAUGUGUAUUGGUGGUUGUGGGGUUUAGACAUUGAUGAUCAACUGAUCAUUGAUUCCUCUGAAACUGGAUUUUGAACUUCCUCUUUUGUACUGAAGAAGAUUUAAGACUGUGACAUCGUAGCAUUGAAAGAGAUGUCUGUUUAUACUCACGACCAAACCAUGUGGCCCAGAAUUUGAUAUUGCAUUUUAAUGUUGACUGCACACCUGGGAUUUUUGCAGAGACAGUUGGCUCGGGCUCUGAAGGCUUCAGAUGUCUGUCCCGGUUUGUUCUAGUUUUAUCAGAUGUGUAUUUUUUAAUGAGUAGGGAAGUGAUUUCUCAAGUUGUAGUUGGUAUUUGUGUGGAAAUCUUCAGGAUAAUUUUUAUAUGCAGAAUUGUAAAAGCGUGAGUGCUUUCCCAGUCCAAUUCACACCAAAUCUACACAGUUCAGCUUGUUGUCAUAUGCUGAUGAGGUUGAUAGUGAGAGUUUUUUGAAAGUGAGGCCUUUUGCUUUAGUUUUAGCUUGGUGAUUUUCUGCAACAAAACUGUCUGUAGAUCUGAGUGGACAGUCAUGGUGAAGUGAUUCUCAGGAAGGAGAGAGGGCAUCUCUGAUUGGCUACACAGGGCCGUUUCACAAAGGCUUGGCUCCACUGGCCUUUGAGCCUGUUGAAGGUUCACAUGCACCUUCUGACAGAGAGGCAGUCAGUUGAUCUGAAGAUUCAGCUGUCUCACAGUAGAUGUAUAUUCUAACAGGGGUGCCAACCUGGGGAGGCCUUUGGAAGUUAACCUGAUAUAGAUCCAUACACAAGCAUCUUACCGAUCAGUUAGAUGAUUGUUCAAAAAAUGUAUGCUUCUGUAAGUUAAGAUCUGAGGCAGUCGAGCAAGCCUCGCUCCACUCCAAGGUUAACCUCAUUCGUUUUGUUGAAACACUGGUGACGUUGACCUCUGUGAAUAAGCCUGUCUUCGAGGAGGCGUUGGAAUGAUCUAUCACGCUUGCAUCACAUGUGCUUGCCUACUUGCGUGUGUGUUUGAAUGUGUGUUAGUGUGUGUGUGUGCUGUGGUGUUAAUACACUCUCUGGCUUUCUAAGGGCUUUAUUUAAUCCGUAUUGUGGUAGUUCAGCAUUACAGCGUGAUUGAAAUUUAAAGACAAUGUUCCCGCUUCAGCAGAGACUGCAUUCAUGGUAAACUCAAUCGGAAAUGACUUAUACAUUUCCAUGGCGCAAUCUGGAGCGCCUCAGUCCUUGAAUAGAGGAGCAGAACAUGCUUCGCAGAGAGCGAUGUCCUCUUCAAAGAAUGACUCUCUCCUCUGAUCCAUCAUAGAGUAGAGUAGGCAGAGCGCCCCCCACACACACACACACACUGUGAUGUAUGAGCCUCUGGUGUUCCUCCUGUUGGGCUGGUUGCAUGAUAAGCCUCUGCUGCAGACAACACCUACCCCAUACUGUCUGAUUCCUCUGAAGGCUCUUAGGUCUGAUACUGAUGUACGGGCAGCAGCUGCGUUUCCCCUUCCCUCAGCAGCUAGAGGAGCUCAUUUUACAGUAGGAUCACUCAGAAUGUUGUUCUAUAAAGUACAGUAUGUGAAGCUGAUGUUGCAUUGGGAAUUUCCACUCCCUUUGCUCCCUCCUGUCUCCCUUCCCACAGAUUAUUUGCUCAUACGCUGAAGAGUUCUUGAAGAUUUGAGUUAUUUUCCAAAAAGAAAAGUUAACCUUUAAGCUGAAUAAUUCUCUCCUCCAGUUGGAUCUGACCAAUUUGAAUGAGUGGGGAUGUUGGUAUAAUCGAGAAGAGAUUCAUGUUGAGGUUUUAUGGUGUCCCACCCACGUCACGGGUUUUGAUCCUUGAAAUGCUUUUGAAUAUCUUGGACUGAAUCAUAGUCUUCCGUAGCACUUUGAGGCAGCAGUUUUCUUUCAUUGAUCCUUUCAUUUUAGGAAGAUGUCUUGAAAUGUAUUCAAAUUCAGCUGUUUUUUACAUUUAUGUUUAUAAACUUGUCUUGUAUUGCUUCAAAAAUAUACGUAUAUAUAUAUAUAUAUCUAUACAUUUGCAGAUGUGAUCUACCUUUAAAUGUACAUGUAUGCUCAAUUUGAGUCAUAUGGUGUAAGUUUAAUUUAUUUUUAUACUCUUCUAUUUAUGAAUAUAUACACUCACAUUUACCCGUCCACAUCACUAUACACACAGGCACAUAUUAAAAUGAAUACAGAGCUUUCAGGAAGUAUUCGGACCCCUUGACUUUUUCCACUUUGUUACGUUACAGCCUUAUUCCAAAAUGGAUGAAAACAAACAUUUCCUUCCUUUCUCUUAACACAAUACCCCAUAAUGACAAAGCAAAAACAGUUUUUGCUAAUUCAUUAAAAAUAAAGAAAAAAGGAAAUAUCACAUUUUGCAUAAGUAUUCAGACCCUUUACUCAGUACUUUGUUGAACCACCUUUGGCAGCGAUUACAGCAUCAAGUCUUCUUGGGUAUGACGCUACAAGCUUGCUAUUUUCAGGUCCCUCCAGAGAUGUUUGAUUAGGUUCAAGUCCGGGCUUUGGCUGGGCCACUCAAGGACAUUCAGAGAUUUGUCCCGAAGCCACUCCUGUGUUGUCUUGGCUGUGUGCUUCGGGUUGUUGUCCUUUUGGAAGGUGGCCACUGUGUUCUUGGGGACCUUCAAUGCUGCAGAAAUGUUUUGGUACCCUUCCCCAGAUCUGUGUCUCGACACAAUCCUGUCUUGGAGCUCUACGGACAAUUACUUCAACCUUAUGGCUUGGUUUUUGCUCUGACAUGCACUAACAACUGUGGGACCUUAUAUAGAAAGGUGUGUGCCUUUCUAAAUCAUGUCCAAUCAAUUGAAUUUACCACAGGUGGACUCCAAUCAAGUUGUAGAAACAUCUCAAGGAUGAUCAAUGGAAACAGGAUGCACCAGAGCUCAAUUUCAAGUCUCAUAGCCAAGGUUUUGAAUACUUAUGUAAAUAAAGUAUUUAAAAACAUAAAUAUAAUUUCAAAAAUGUCUAAAAACCUGUUUUCACUUUGUCAUUAUGUGGUGCUGAAGAUUUUUCUUUCUUUGAUCCAAUUUAGAAUAAGGCUGUAACGUAACAGAAUGUGGGAAAAGUCAAGGGGUCUGAAUACUUUCCCAAAGCCCUGUAUGUCAAAUCUGGCAUAGGUGAUCUGCCAGUAUGUCAGGGACUGUUGAAAUAUGUCUGCCAUGUUAUGAGCAUCUUAUAUUAGCAGUAGUCUUAGAAUUUGCUGCUGUCGUCAAUGUAGAUUCUGUACUGGAAUCGCUGAGGGAUUCAGUAAGUACAGCAGUUCCUCUUUAUUAUUGGCUGGGGGGAGUUUAGCAGCAUGUAGUCGACCCUAUCCCCCCAGAUGGGUCAUUGACCAUAGAAUGAGAAUUCUAAUUGUGUCAUUUACCAUGUAUAUAACCUAAUAGAACCAAGGACGAUACUGUCAGUACCCCAAACUGGUGAGUGAAAAACAAGUCAUUUUGCCUGUUCAUUUCUUCUUUAUCCUUGUGCAAGUUUUGAUGUCUUUUUGUCGCUCUCUUAAAUAGGGAAAAACAGGAAAGAAAUGCUUCCAGUCUUAUCAGGGAAUUUCCCAUUUAAAGUGAGACUCAUUAAGUUGUACAGAUAAAACGUUUUUGCUUGGCCAACCCUAUUUUCCAUGUCAUUGUACUUUAAUUGAUGUACUGUACCAGUUCAUAUUUCUAGACUUACAUUUCCAGUCUCCAAAUGCUUAAGUAUGUAACUGUAAUGUCAUGGUCUAGGCCUCCUCCGCUUUUCAGGUGUGUACAUAAGGUCAGUAUGCUUUCAGUGGAGUCUGUACACCGGGGAAUUUUAAUGUGAGCAUACAUUUUAUUGUCUGGUUUUGGACUGAGGAAUAGAGUUUAUGCAAUUAUAUAUGCGAGCAAUUUGUACCUCAUGUCAUGUGUAGCAGAAGGUAUCAGGAGGUUUUGGGUACAGGAGAAUGGAUGUUCAACAUUUUGUACGGUGUGUCCAUUUGCUAUCCAAGGUUAUUGCUCAAAUGCUCCAGAUAGGAGAACACAUAUUUUUGAUGUAUUUUUUAAAAGAUUGAAUAUCUUCAAUUGAGCAUUCAUACUGUGUAACGUUGUUAUAUUACUAUUAGUAAUUAAUAUACAUUCCAUACCAUUUUCCAUAGCAUAUAUUGAUUAGGUGUGGGAAAUGGAGUAAAGCUGACUUUAAGGACACAUUAACACGGAUACUUUCUCAUUGGGAUUUUAUCUCACAAUCAUAUUGAUAACCUCCACAGCAUACUGUGCUUAUGUCUACACAGAUUGGCCUGCAACAAUUUGGUGGGAAUCUGUGUAGGUGUGAGAUAGAGGGUCUGCGUGUGUGAGCAUAUUGCAUGUGUGUGUGAAAAUGUUUGGUUUAAGUUCCAAAAAGAUUGAAACGGUAGACGUUUGAGACAACAACAAAAAAUAGACCAUAGAAGUGCAUGUUACUCAAGACCUAAGCAAGUCUGCUGACAAAGAAAAUAUUUUGUGACAGUUGAGUCAUUAGAGAUGUCAUCCAGCUGUGUCCUGUGGAGUGGCACGGUGGACUGCUCCAUACUCCACUGCUUGUCUGUUUUUACCUCUAAAGAGGCUUUGAUGGAGAGAGAUGAGAAUGAGCUAGCGCUUUGCUGCUCCGCUCUCUCUUCAGGUUGCACAGAAAAGGUAACCAUAUGUAUGAGGUAAUCGUCUGCAUUUUAAGUGCCCAUGUUUUACUGACAAAACGUCAGAGAGCCAUGUGGCUAUGGUUCAACAUUCAAAUUUCAUUUCUCAUCAGAAGCAUCAGAAGCAACAUACUACAUAUUGCGAUUUAAAAAACACAACACACAAAGAGAAAUUGAGAUUUGAAAUGUAUAAUCAAAUGAAAUAGAAAUAAAGGCAAGAUUAGAGACAAAACAUUAAAGGGCUUCUUAAUCUAUCCGUCUUUAUUGGAUUGUGAUGAUUUUGUUGCAUGUUUGUGUGUUUCAUGUGAAAAAUAAAUGUGCCCUCAACAGGGUAGUUUGUUUGACCUUC
Molecule: messenger RNA, 8100 nt
Organism: Oncorhynchus keta (chum salmon)
Lineage: Eukaryota; Metazoa; Chordata; Actinopteri; Salmoniformes; Salmonidae
Product: E3 ubiquitin-protein ligase DTX1-like
Exons: 10
Coding region: 818-2779 (653 amino acids)
Biological process (GO): protein ubiquitination; Notch signaling pathway
Cellular component (GO): nucleoplasm
Molecular function (GO): ubiquitin protein ligase activity; zinc ion binding
Source: RefSeq, a predicted model, not a curated record